AUGCUCUUUAUUUCUGCGCUGCGAGUCUGCAUUUUGAGAACAGAGAACUCGAAGUUUCCGAGCGCCCGCAGAGCGAGAAAACCACCCGGGCGCGUGCCCGGAGUUGGCGGCCCCGGAGCCGCGCCUCACCUGCGCGGGCCCCGAGUCCGCCCCGCCCGCCGCCCCACUGCGUCCUUUCGGGGUCGCGGACCGGAGCUCCGACACCGAGACAAAGACUGGGCGAGGCGGCUCCGCCAGACCCAUCCAACCCAUCCACUGGGCCCCGCCCGUCGGCCGGCCCGGCCCCUCACCCAGCCGAGCGCGGCGCGGCUCCGGGAAACUCACCUCCCGGUGCGGCCGCUGGAGGGGGCCGCGCCGCGCCGUAGUCUCGCGGCCUCGGUCUCAGUCCGCUCAGGGGCCGCAGUCGCCGCCGCCGCCGGGCUGGAGCCCCUCAGAGGAGGAGCACAGCCGCCCCCAGGCCCAAUCGAGCUCGGCGGCCGGGCCGCUGGAACCGCGCGCGCCUUCCUCGGUCACGGUCGCCCGGCGCCGAGUACGCGCCGAGGCUGGCUCUGCGCAGACCCGAGCGCGCGCGCUCGGGGGCGGGGCUGGCGGCGGCGGUCGCUUCGGCUCGCCCAGUGGCCCGCGCCGAUGGCGGCCGCCUCCUUCCUCCUGCGGACGCUGAGCUGCUCAUCUCUUCACUCGGCGCGGAAAACGCAGGAAGCUAGGCUCCUAAAACUUGGACCCACUCUCAACCUGAUCCAACCUACAAUCCCCCCUUCACCAUCACUCGGAAAAGUAGGCUGACCUCCACAUAAACCACCCUGAUGUGCUGAGUGAUCAACUGCCACCUCCACCCAUCCAUCCCCCUGGCCCUAUGCCCAGUUCUGUGUAGUCUUUGUUCCUCCUCCCUGUCAAAGAAGGGCCCUUUUCUGUCUAACGCUGGAGGUAAAUUGCAGGCCUCCGUGCGUGAUAGCAUUCCCUGAUAGUGAUGGUUGUCGCCUCAGCUACCACACCCCAUUGCCGUAGUUUCUUUUCCUCUUCCUGGAAUAAUCCUUUCCAAUAAAGUCUCUCUUUAU
Messenger RNA from Bubalus bubalis (water buffalo), 1055 nucleotides. RefSeq lists its product as uncharacterized. The record is from RefSeq and is a predicted model, not a curated record. The transcript has 2 exons. NCBI's taxonomy places the organism in Eukaryota, Metazoa, Chordata, Mammalia, Artiodactyla, Bovidae. The coding region runs from base 1 to 783 and encodes 260 amino acids.